This is a messenger RNA of Phyllotreta striolata, 1170 nucleotides long. Lineage: Eukaryota; Metazoa; Arthropoda; Insecta; Coleoptera; Chrysomelidae. The record is from the annotation of a GenBank genome assembly.
AUCAAAUGUAAACAAAUAAUGGGUGAUGUUGAAGAAAAAACUCUAAUUUAUUUAGAAUUUAACGAUACAUUAGCUAACGAGACCUUUGAUAGAGAUACUUUCAUUCGUAUAGCAAAUCUCCACAAAAAGAAUCCAUUUGUUCAAAUAAACGAUUUAGUGUACAAAGGUACUUUCGAUGGAGCUUUGGGUACGAACUUAUUUUUCGAAGCCAGUGAUGAGGAACUAGUAGAAAAUGACCUCUUUAAUAAAAGAGGGCCAAUUCCAUUAAAGCACGCUUACAGCACCGCUAAAGUAAUUAGUUUACAGCUAGUUAACGUCCCUACAAGCAACCCGGAAAUUUCGGUAAAGAAGAAAAAUAUUGAAUUCAACUUGGAUUGGGAUUACAAUACAGUUCUACAAAAAUUCUCCGAUGGUUCCUUAAAAAUUCAUGACAUUAUAAAAGAGAGUACGGAUCAAGAAGAUGCUAAAGAACACAUUCAAGUUAAAGAGGAAACAACUCAAAUUGUUGAUAUUUCUAAGGAAGAUGAGCCACAAAUACCAUUACAGGAUACAGUAAUUGAGGAAGAUAAAGAAUGUGAUGUUGAUAAUGAUAAUACAGAUUGCACGAAUUUGCUAAAUGAUUAUCUAAAACUUAGACAACUCGCUUCCAGGCCUGUUAAAUCAAAGGUGAUCCAAGAAAAUAUACAACAGUGCGAUCCUAAAUAUAGAGACUCUUACGAAUAUCACAAUUUAGAGCGACAGGUUUUACAACCUUGCGAUUUUUUUCGUUCCGAACCAAUUAGUAAUAUCGAUGAAGAAACGUUGUCCGAUUGCGUAGACAUCGAUAGAUGUGUACUGUAUGGCUUACUUGAAGACUCCAAGACUCACCCACGAAUAUUAACAAACGAGGAAAAACGAAAAGUAUUAACAUUAGAUAACUUCGACAACUUAUCAUUAGUUGCCAGGUAUUAUGUGUUGAAAAACCAUGUUAAAGAUUUGGAAGAGUAUAUAAAGGAUAAGUCCGAAGAGGAACUAUCAAAUAAGGAUAAUUAUGGUAGAACCCCGGAAAUGACUUUGAUACUAUACAGAAAACUAGCAGAUGCUGUUAGGAAACGUAUCGAAGAAAUAAAAUCGAGUUUAACUGAUGAAACUGAUGUUACAACUCCAUCAACUAGUAUGGAAAUUGGUUAA